Caenorhabditis sp. 36 PRJEB53466 is the source of this 1785-nucleotide messenger RNA. NCBI's taxonomy places the organism in Eukaryota, Metazoa, Nematoda, Chromadorea, Rhabditida, Rhabditidae. The record is from the annotation of a GenBank genome assembly.
AUGAACAUUUGGGACUUGGCCAAGCAAAAACUGUCAGAAAACAAACAAAAAGCGGCCGAGUUGGAGCAGAAGUUGGACGACGAAAAUGGAGCGGCCGCCGACACUAACUAUCGUGAGUUUAUCUCACACUUUUCUGGCUCACAACGUCGUUUUUCAGUAUCAGAAGUGCGUCGCCGUCAUGAAGCCCACAUUAUAAUUGCCGGAAAUCGGAAAAGUGUAAGGGUUUGUGUAGUGACUUUCAUUUCCGUCUCGAAUACAGGGCAAGUCGUCGUUCCAAAUGAAUUUUGUGGAGAGGAAAGAGGAUUUGAAAGAGUCGGUCGGAUUGGAGUACUCGUACGCGAGAAGGACCAGAGGAAAUGUAGGUGUUUCUCGCCAACUAGUCCCAAAAGUGACGGCUACUCAGCUUUCAGGUGAAAGACGUGGCUAAUUUGUGGGAACUCGGAGGCGGACACUCGGUCACUGAGCUCCUUUCCAUUCCGAUCAACGCAAAAACUGUCGAGUGAGCUUUUCCUCUUACCCUUUUUCCAUUUUUCAUCUCUUUUGUAGAAUCUGCUCACUAAUCAUUCUGCUCGACAUGACAAAACUCGACGAAAUGUGGACGACAAUCGAGAAAGUGACCGAGACGGUUCGGAAGAUUAUCGAAACGCUCGGCAGACAGGACGUCAGCCUCCAGUCCAGAUUGACCGAAAAAAUGAAUGUGCGCCUAGAGAAAUACGAUGCGAACAGUCUGAAAAUGUGCACUCCGUGCCUUCUGCCCGUCACGAUUGUGGCCUCGAAAUACGACGAAUUCCAAAAUUUCGAGUCGGAAAAGAGACGGAAUCUGUGCCAGUUUCUCCGCUUUCUGGCCUAUUCGUUCGGUGCCAAUCUGAUGAUGUACUCGUCGAGAAUGGAGCAGUUCCCAAAAUUGGUCAAGAAUAUGACGAGUCAUUUCGCGUUCGGAACAGUCUGUCCGCAAGGCUACAUGACUGAUCACAACAAGCCAAUGUUCGUCAAGUGUGGAUUCGAUAGUUUAGAGGUGAGAUAACUGUAGACUAGCAGGAAAGAUAGAUCCUCAAAAAACAAACAUUUGAGUGUAGUAUAGAUCACUUCUCUCAAAGAUCACGGUCGGAUUGGAGGCAGCGCAGAAGACUAUGGUCUAUGGUCACUGUUCAGAAAUGAGCUUAUAUCUCGAGAACGGAGACAAAUUACAUGAAAUGAUCAACUACAAAGUUGUUAAUCAUAGAAUUUGAAGCAAUUUCACAGUUGAACUCUUUUGAAAACAGCCAUUAGUUCUCGAGAUACCGUUUUUUGAAGUCGGGAAAAUAGAUGUACUGCACUCUUGUCUACUUUUUGACGUCGUUCUAUCUGAUGAUGCGAGUGUCUUAUCUACUGAUUUCCCAAAGUUGUUGAGAACUAAACACAUUUGCAGUCGAUCGGAAUGCCGCCGGGCGCCGAGAACGUCAUGGGCGCCUCGUCUCCGUUCAAUCUCUGGAGAGAAUCGUUCAUUGGCAUUUACCCUCAAAAGGUUCAUUUUUGUCGAUUUACCGUAAUCCUCUCAACUUUUCAGACAAGUGCCCUGGACUCAGAUGAGGUCAAAAAGCAGGAUCCGAUGACGGACGAGACGUUCAAAGAGCCGAACAUUGACAAUCUCGUGGAGAUAAAGAGAAAAGUGAGUGAAUUGAGAAGAGGUCUUUUGAGCGGGCUCAAAUCUUUCAGGAACUCGAAAACCACAUCCGUCAGAAGCGAGAUCGAGAGGCGGCGGAGGCACGGGCGGCCGAUCGCAUUUCCAAAAUCAACUUGCGUUAA